Molecule: messenger RNA, 3395 nt
Organism: Somion occarium
Lineage: Eukaryota; Fungi; Basidiomycota; Agaricomycetes; Polyporales; Cerrenaceae
Source: the annotation of a GenBank genome assembly
GCGCUUACAUGCACUUCACUCGAAGCACCAUAGACGUUGACCUCCAAACAACUCCUCCAUGUCCUCUGAGCUCGACCGGUACAUUAGCGACAACGCACUUGUGUUGUUCGGUCUUUCUGACCGGAGUAUCGUCGACUACGUCUUAGCAUCAGCCUCCCACGCAAAGUCACCGGAAGCUCUCUUCACCGCACUCAACGCCUCUGGCUUACCAGACACUUCACAGGCUCACCAAUUCAUUCAGGAAGUCUACUCGCGUGUUCCUCGAAAGACCAAACAUAAGAAGUCCGACAGUGCUCGCAAGGCGGAACAAGAAGCCAAAGCUCUUCGAUCACAAAAGUUUGACUUUCUGCUUGAGGAAGAAGCUGGUACCAGUGAUGUGGUUGAGCUGAAGGCUGCGAAGAAGAGUAGCGCAAAGGACAAGAAGGAGAGGCAUACGCGGAAGAGGGAAAGCGAUGCACGAGAAUGGGAGAGCGAUGAGGAGGAGCAGUCAAGGAAACGACUGAGAGCUGACGACUAUCAAGAUGGGAGACAUCAUGUCGAUGAAGAGCUUCCGUACAAGGAGGAAGAAGACGAGGACACCCGCAGAGAGCGACAGCGUCUCCAAGACCUUGCCGAGAGAGAUGCAUUCGCGGAACGUGUCAAGGAGAGGGACAAGGAGAAGACGAAGCGUGUGGUUGAGGACCGCUCAUCCAAAGCCGUUGGUGCUGCUGCUGAGGCUGCUGAACGUCGUCGGUUAGCAGACGAUGCAAGGGCUCGGGAACAUGCUAUGCCCAACCUACGAGAACAUUCACGACAAGAAUAUCUCACCAAACGUGAAAUCCAGCGGAUAGAACUUCUUCGCAAGGAAAUCCAGGAUGAUGAGGCACUCUUCCGUGGCAUGAAGAUUUCUAAACGGGAACGAAAGGAACUUGACCGGAAGAAGGAGCUUUUGCGUCUUGUCGAGGAACGUCUCAAGAUCGACGACAAAUGGGAAGGCUAUCAACUCCCGGAAGACUAUAUCACGGAGCAAGGAAAGAUAGACAGGAAGAAGAAAGAGAACGUACUGUACAAGCGAUACGAAGAGGCGAAACCUAAAGACGACCAGUUUACAACUGACGUAGACCAAUGGGAGGCUGCUCAGGCCAAGCAUAGUACGUUCAAGACCGGUGCGUUGGACAAGCGCGAACUGGUCAUGGAGUACGACUAUGUGUUUGACGAGAGUCAGACAAUCCAGUUUGUUAUGGACCGGACGUUGGCUGGCGAGGGAAUGAUAAGCGCGAAGGACAAGCUCCUGCAGCAACAGAUAGAAGAGGCGGAGAGGCGAGCCGAAACCAUUGAAGAAACCCGCAAGUCUCUGCCGAUUUACCAGUACAGAGAGCAACUUUUGGAAGCCAUCAAGGAACAUCAGAUUCUUAUUGUCGUCGCAGAGACAGGCUCUGGCAAGACCACUCAACUUCCUCAAUACCUGCACGAAGCUGGGUAUACCGCAGGCGGGCUGAAAGUCGGAUGUACUCAACCUCGUCGUGUUGCAGCCAUGUCUGUCGCUGCGCGUGUCGCCGACGAGAUGGGUACGAAAGUCGGUUACGAAGUCGGUUACUCUAUACGAUUCGAGGAUUGCACUAGCGACAAGACGGUUUUGAAGUACAUGACAGAUGGUAUGCUACUUCGCGAGUUCCUAACGGAACCGGAUCUGGCUGGGUACUCUGCUUUGAUUAUUGAUGAGGCGCAUGAACGGACACUGAGUACGGAUAUUCUGUUUGCUCUUGUGAAGGAUAUCGCAAGAUUCCGACCAGAGCUCAGGUUGCUUAUUUCCAGUGCGACAAUGGAUGCAGAGAAGUUUAGGGAGUACUUUGACAAUGCUCCCGUAUUCUAUGUUCCUGGUCGUCGAUACCCUGUCGAUAUCCAUUACACUCCCCAACCUGAAGCCAAUUAUCUCCACGCCGCCAUCACUACCGUCUUCCAGAUUCACACCACACAGCCGAAAGGCGAUAUCUUGGUCUUCUUCACAGGUCAAGACGAGAUCGAGGCCGCGCAGGAGAACUUGCAAGAAACUGCAAGAGCUCUGGGGAACAAAAUAGCGGAGCUUAUGAUCUGUCCGAUCUAUGCGAACUUGCCCAGUGAGAUGCAAGCCAAGAUCUUCGAACCCACACCUGAGGGUGCUCGCAAAGUGGUGUUGGCGACGAAUAUCGCCGAGACCUCCAUCACGAUCGACGGCGUCGUCUUCGUAAUCGAUCCUGGUUUCGUAAAACAGAACUCGUAUAAUCCGAGGACAGGAAUGUCUUCACUCGUGGUCGUUCCUUGUUCGCGUGCAUCGGCAAAUCAAAGAGCGGGUCGAGCUGGACGUGUCGGUCCUGGCAAGGCGUUCCGAUUGUAUACCAAGUGGGCGUACGCCAACGAAUUGGAAGAGAACACCGUGCCCGAGAUUCAGCGUACCAACCUCGGCAUGGUCGUUCUACUGCUCAAAUCUCUUGGUAUCAAUGACCUCAUCGGCUUUGAAUUCAUGGAUCCUCCUCCGGGCGAAACGUUGAUGCGGGCUUUGGAGCUGUUGUAUGCUUUGGGUGCGUUGAACGACCGAGGGGAGUUGACCAAGCUUGGUCGAAGGAUGGCGGAGUUCCCUGUUGACCCGAUGUUGAGCAAGGCCAUCAUUGCUAGCGAGGACUAUUCAUGUACCGAUGAGGUGCUCACCAUUAUCUCCAUGUUGCAAGAAUCAGGGUCACUAUUCUAUCGACCUAAAGACAAGAAGCUGCAUGCCGACCAAGCUCGUCAGAACUUCGUUCGUGCGGGUGGAGACCAUUUCACUUUGCUGAAUGUCUGGGAACAAUGGGCGGAGACGAACUACUCACAACAGUUCUGCUAUGAACAGUUCUUGCAGUUCAAGAGCUUAAGCCGAGCUCGUGAUAUUCGAGACCAGUUGGCUGGAUUGUGCGAGCGUGUGGAAGUUGUGGUUCAGAGCAACCCCAAUACGAACGAUAUCACGCCGAUACAGAAGGCCAUCACUGCUGGAUACUUUUACAAUACGGCUCAACUGCAGAAGAGCGGCGACUCGUAUCGUACGUUGAAGACGAACCAGACAGUACAUGUCCAUCCAUCAUCAAGUCUGUUCAACCACACACCACCAAUAAAGGCUGUUCUUUACUACGAAUUGGUAAUGACGUCGAAGUCGUACAUGCGACAAGUGAUGGAGAUUAAACCUUCAUGGCUUCUCGAAGUUGCACCUCACUACUUCAAGCCUGCCGACCUCGAACAACUUGCCUCUGGCGAACGUAAAAUGCCGAAAGCAUUGGGGAGUGUAGGGGAGAGGGGUGCUGCUAAUUCAUGACCUUGCGCGCUGUUGUACUGAUAUUCACCUUGCUAUUCUUUCGACAUUGUAUGAUAGUUUUGCAAUAACUCAUCCCUAAAACUUUUGUUUUUCCUGC